Molecule: messenger RNA, 389 nt
Organism: Echinostoma caproni
Lineage: Eukaryota; Metazoa; Platyhelminthes; Trematoda; Plagiorchiida; Echinostomatidae
Source: the annotation of a GenBank genome assembly
UGAUAAAAAUGACAAUUGUGCACGAUUUGGCGGAGUGCAUUGUGGGCGACAUAACGCCGCAUUGUAAUGUUUCGCGGGAAGAGAAACUGCGACGUGAAACGUUAGCUCCCAAUCUAACUUCGUACUCUACUCUUAUCUCUUGUUCAUACCAAUACGGUAUCCAGGAAGCGAUGGACAAGUUGUGCAAACUCAUUCCAAAAGAAAAUGCAGAUGAAAUUUUGCACCUAUGGCAGGAAUACAACGCUCAAUCCAGUCCGGAGGCAGUUCUUUGCAAGGACUUUGAUAAAUUCGAAAUGUUAGUCCAAGCUUAUGAGUAUGAAAAAGAAACACAAGAACCAAACAAAUUGAAUGAAUUUUUCGAAAGCACGUUAGGUGAGUUCACCACCUAA